CUCCUGGAAGUAUGAAGGAGAUGGUGGGAGGCUGCUGUGUGUGUUCCGACGAGCGCGGCUGGGCGGAGAACCCGCUCGUCUACUGCGACGGCCACGGCUGCAAUGUGGCCGUGCACCAAGCCUGCUAUGGGAUCGUGCAGGUUCCCACUGGGCCCUGGUUCUGCAGGAAAUGCGAAUCCCAGGAGCGCGCAGCCCGGGUGAGGUGCGAGCUGUGUCCCCACAAGGACGGGGCCCUGAAGCGCACGGACAACGGCGGCUGGGCCCACGUGGUGUGUGCCCUGUACAUCCCCGAGGUGCAGUUCGCCAACGUGCUGACCAUGGAGCCCAUCGUGCUCCAGUACGUCCCCCACGACCGCUUCAACAAGACCUGCUACAUCUGCGAGGAGCAAGGGCGGGAGAGCAAAGCGGCCUCGGGGGCCUGCAUGGCCUGCAACCGGCACGGCUGCCGCCAGGCCUUCCACGUCACCUGUGCGCAGAUGGCCGGGCUGCUGUGCGAGGAGGAGGUGCUGGAGGUUGACAACGUCAAAUACUGCGGCUACUGCAAAUACCACUUCAGCAAAAUGGUGAACCUCUCGCAUUCCGGGGGCAGCUCCUUCCUCCCGGGCCGGAGGAGCCGCUCGGCCUCGCCGCCCCAGGAAAAGCACCUGGCCCACCACGAGCGGCCAAAGAAGAGCCGCAAGGACAAGGAGAGGCCGAAGCAGAAGCACAAAAAGCGUCCGGAGUCCCCCGGCAGCCUCGCCCCGGUGCCCGGCGCCGCCGAGAAGGGCUCCAGUGGCCACCACGAGGCCACCAAGGACAGCUCGGAAGUGGCCAGGGCAGAGGCCAAGGGCAGGAAAUCCUCGAGCCACGGCAGCAGCCACAAGGGGAAGAAGACGGGAAGCGGGAAAAGCUCCGGAGGCUUUGGAGCGGCCACGCCUGGAGGAACCUUCCAGACGGCGGGCUCCUCCUGCGGCCUGCCCGGCUCCCAGGACUUCGCCCCCUUCCCCAAGCUGGAGCAGGAGGACGAGAAGUUCCGCAAGGCCGCCAGCUCCAGCUCGUCCUCGCACUGCUCCCCGCUCUCCGAGGGCCCCAAGGCCGAUGUCUUCGAGCAGAAGGUCAUCUUCUCCGGCUUCGGCUCCAUCAUGCGCUUCUCCACCUCGUCCGUGGGCCCGCCGCGGCCCCGCGACGUCUCCCCCGUGGACUACAAAGCCUCUGGCGCUCUUGGUGGCCCUUCGGGUGGCACGGGUGGCACCGCCGGCGCCGCCGGGAGCGGCCACAAGCGGAUGCCGUCGCUGGGCGCCGAGGAGGGAGAGGUGCUCAAGGAGAAGAAGCACAAGGGCAGCAAGAAGAACAAGCACGGCCCCGGCAGGCCCAAGGCGGGCAAAGGCAAAGAGGUUUUGGGGGCCCAGCUGGCUGGGUCCACCUCCACCUCCUCCUCUCCCUUCUCCGGGGGAUCCCUCGUCAGCUCCAGCGUCGGGAAUUCUUCCCGGAGCUUCGGCCACCAUGGGAGCCUGCCCAGCCUCAGCAUGGAGUCGCCGCUGCUGGGCUCAGGGAUCUACACCAGCAACAAGGACCCGAUCCCGCUGGGCGCGGCGCUGCGGGCGGUGUGCAGCACGCCGCUGCCCUCGGGGCUGCUCCCGCACCAGGGCGGCGCCGCCCUGCCCCAGCUCAGCCGCUCGCCCUUCGCCAGCUCCCUGCCCUCCUCCUCCUCCUCCGCCGGCUCCACCACACAGGUGUUUUCCCUGGCGGGUUCCACCUUCAGCCUCCCUUCCUCACACAUUUUCGGGAGCCCGCUGACAUCCGGGCUGUCCCUGAACCCCCUCCUGAGCCAGCCGGAGAGCAGCCGGGCAGAGCCCGACCUGGAGGAUUGUGGCUUCGGCUGCCGAGGGACGUCCCCGCAGGAGAGCCUGUCCUCCAUGUCCCCCAUCAGCAGCCUGCCAACCCUCUUCGACCAGACCGUGUCGUGCAGCAGCAGCGGGCAGCUGGACAAUGUCCCGCAGGCCACCCCCAACAUCGAGCAGCUCCUGGAGAAGCAGGGCAACGGCGAGGCCGGGGUGAACAUUGUGGAGAUGCUGAAGGCGCUGCACUCGCUGCAGAAGGAGAACCAGCGGCUGCAGGAACAGAUCAUGACGCUGACGGCCAAGAAGGAGCGGCUGCAGCUGCUCAAUGUCCAGCUGUCCGUCCCCUUCCCCGUGGUCACCAGCAGCAACGGCCCGGGCAGCCAGGCCCAGUACAUCCUGCCCGCCAACGUCUGCGCCGGUGACUCCCUGGGCAUCAGCAAGAGCCCCCCGUGCAAGAACAGCUUCGGCAUCGAGAACUCGCUCUCCACGUCCUCCGAGGACCCUCACUCGGGCUGUCCCAGCAGGAGCAGCUCCUCCCUGUCCUUCCACAGCACCCCCCCGCCCCUGCCCAUGCUGCAGCCCAGCCCCGCCUCGCUGCCCCUGCCCGGGGCGCAGCAGGUGAACGGCCUGGCCAGGGUGGCAGGCGGGGGGCUGGCCGGAGCCUCGGGGGCCAGCCACGGCCUCUCGACGGUGCCCAUGGUGGACGGCCUGCUGGGCAGCCUGGCCGGAGCCCAGCAGAUGCCCCUCAACGGGAUCCUGGGGAGCCUGAACGGAGCGCAGCCCGCGCAGCCCCCGAGCGCGCUACCGCAGGCCGGCGGGCCCCCGGCGCUGCAGCUCUCCGGCAGCCUGAGCAGCCUGAGCCCCCUGACGGAGCAGCAGCGGCACGUCCUGCAGCAGCACGAGCAGCAGCUGCAGCAGCUGCAGCAGCUCCUGACUUCCCAGCCGCUUAACCCGGAGCAGCAGGCGCUGGUGUUCCAGAUGAUGCAGCAGAUCCAGCAGAAGCGGGAGCUGCAGCGGCUGCAGAUGUCGGGCUCGUCGCCGCUGUCCCUGCUGGCCGCUACCUCGGCCCCGCUGCACGCCAGCCCCAGCGCGCUGCUGACCUCGGCCGCGCCCAGCGGGGGCUCCCUGCUGGCCUCGCUGUCCCCGCAGCAGCUGAACCCCGGUGGGGCCCUGCUGGCCCCCCAGGCCACCCCCCCGCUGGCCUCGGGGCCGCCCAUGGCCCCCAACCCCUUCCUGAGCCUGCAGCCCGAUGGCGGCGCCCCCAAAGGAACGCCGCUGGGUGACAAGGGCACUCCCCUGGCGCAGGACAAGGGCUAGGAGCCCCCGGCGCCGAGCCUGCAGCCAACCCCUCCCGAGGAGCGGCCCAGGAGGAGCCCCGGGAGCCGUCCCCGAGCCCUGGUGCCACCAGGAGCCCCGGUGGGGUCACCUGUCCCCUGCUCCACGUGCCCGGGGGGCCCCAGCGGAUCCUGCCGGGAGCGUGGGGAGACCCCGAGACCCCCAGGUCCUUGGGGAAGGACGUGGUGGCACCUGGAGGUGCCCAAGGAUGUGACCCUGGAUGUGGCACUGCCCGGGGAGGACGUGGUGGCACCUGGAGGUGUCCCAAGAGCCAGCACUGGAUGUGGCACUGCUGGAGAAGGGAUGUGGUGGCACCUGGAGGUGCCCAAGGAUGUGACCCUGGAUGUGGCACUGCUGAAGAAGGGACAUGGUGGCACCUGGAGGUGCCCGAGGAUGUGACCCUGGAUGUGGCACUGCCCGGGGAGGACGUGGUGGCCGUGCCCAGGUGGGGACGUCUAGAAGAAUUCCCAAGCUGAGGUUUCCCUGCUUCUCCCACUGGGCUUUGCUCCAGCUGGAGGCCGAUCCAGCCUGGAAGGACAGACGGAUGAGGAUGGACAGAGGUGGGCAGGAGGUGGCACCACCUGGGAGGACAUUGUCACCUGUGCCAGCUGUGAGGACACUGUCACCUGUGCCAGCUGCCAGAGGGGCAGGGCUGCCCUUCCGGCCUGGAAUUCCCAAAGGUCUCAGCUGGAGAAGGGGCCACAGCCAGGGUUGUCCAACAUCAGAAGGAGCUCCCGGACCUGAGAGAGGAUUCCUGGACCAGAGUUUGGAGAUGGAAAUCUUUGUGGGGAGGAGAAUCCCAAAUCCCAAAUCUGCGUUUUCUCACCCGCCACAAAUCAUUCCCACAAAACCACGUUCUUCCACUGGCCCUGGGAAGAGGGAUCUCCAAGGAAUGGGACAGUGACCACAGUCCUGAGCCUGGGAUGGCAGAACUUCCAUCAUUCUCCACCUUCUGACCUUGAUUCCAUCCUCAGCCUGGAAUAUCCACCGGGAAUCGACUUCCUCUGAGCGGGGAUGGA
Molecule: messenger RNA, 4174 nt
Organism: Vidua macroura (Pin-tailed whydah)
Lineage: Eukaryota; Metazoa; Chordata; Aves; Passeriformes; Viduidae
Gene: MLLT6
Product: MLLT6, PHD finger containing
Biological process (GO): regulation of transcription by RNA polymerase II
Cellular component (GO): nucleus
Molecular function (GO): histone binding; nucleosome binding
Source: RefSeq, a predicted model, not a curated record